This is a messenger RNA of Dictyostelium purpureum, 2595 nucleotides long. RefSeq lists its product as uncharacterized. Lineage: Eukaryota; Evosea; Eumycetozoa; Dictyosteliales; Dictyosteliaceae. The coding region runs from base 1 to 2595 and encodes 864 amino acids. The transcript has a single exon. The record is from RefSeq and is a predicted model, not a curated record.
AUGGAUCAAUUAUUUUUUAAAGUUUGGAGAAAUAUUAUUAUUAGAAAGUUAAUAUUAUUUAACAUUCAAAACCAAUAUGUACCAUCGAUAAAUCAUUGUAUUGGUGAUAGAAUACCAUUUUCAAAAAUAAAUAAAUUAGGAUGGUUUUUAAAGUCAAAAAAAAGAAUACCAAUUUUAAUUGAUAAAUUUAAGUCAAAUAACCACCACUCACUAUUAAUAUCAAAUAAAGAUAUUUAUGAACUAUUUGAAAUAUCAAGAGAUGAUCAAGAUUAUUUUGAAGUAUUAGAACUGGUCUGCGAAAAAACAAUUGACAAACAAGUAAAAGAUUUUAAUUUUAUAUAUUUAUCAAGAAAAACAAGCAAUGACAGAGCAUAUGAAAUAUUUAAAGACAAGCUAAGAAUAGACCUAAAGACCGCAAAAGAAAAGUCAAUAGAUUUAAGAGAGUUGACCAAUAUUCAUCACUCACAUUUAGAAUUUAUAUUUUCAAAUAAUUUGGUAGAUUGGGAUUUGGCUUCUUUACAAAAGUUAGUAGCUGAACAUUACAACUAUUAUAGAUUGGAUCAUUUAGAAAAUGGCUUCUACAACAUAAUAUAUCUAAUUGAAAAUCACCUGAAACCAAACUAUGAAAACCUUCAAGCCUAUGGCUCCCAUUUAGAGAACAUGAUUUUAAAAACUUUAUUUAUAAAGCAUUAUAAACAAAUGGAUUCAAUUUAUCAACAGCAUAAAUCAACACUCUCUUUAGGCUUUUUUAGAAAUUUAAUUACAGAUACCUACUAUGGCCGUUUUACAUCCCCAAGCUCUUUCAAAUGUAAAAACCCUGAACGUAAAUUUGAAGCAACAAAAUUUUAUUUAAAAAACAUUACCUCUACAAACUUUCCAGAAAGCUCUUUUGUAUUUAGAUUUCAAACCUUUACUCCUGACCAACUAAACGAACUUUUAGAUACAGUAAUUGCCCAUCCACACUCUUCAAACUCCAUUCAUCAAAAUCGUAUCCAAACCAUAUUUUCUUGUUUUCACACAUCAGACUAUUUAAAUUCAUUUUCAAAUGCAUUGUACCUAUAUAACAAAAUUAAAAAAGAAGCGCCUCAAAUAGGUCCUUUCAAAAUAUUUUCAAAAAGUGUUCAAAAUGAAACUAUUCCAAACUUAAGACUAGAUCAAAUAAAAAAACUAUUGGAAAUUACAAAAGAAGAUAAGAGUACCUUAACGGUUUUCACAUGUCUUAAUUCAACUAUAAACCAGGAUUUUAUAUUUAAUAAAUCAAAUGAAAAUCAAUCACAGGAUGAUUAUGAAAAGCAAAUCAUUAGCUUUAUAGUGUACUUGGUUCAAGCAUCAAGUUGCCAAUAUUUUACUUUAGAUUUAAAAAGCUUAAUCAAGUACUCUGUUCAUUCGUUAAGUGGGGAUACAAAUUUAAACAAAGCAAUUCAAACUAUUUUAAACCACAGCGACUUUGAUUUAGAAACUAUUUUAGAAGAAAUAGACUACAAUAUGAAAUUCAUCCAAGUUGUGUUCAAUCAUUUUAUAAGCUACCAAGAACUAAAAUAUCCAUUAUGUUUUAAAAUUUUAGAAAUGCUAUUCAAUAAACCAGGGUACGAAGAACUUAAACCAAUACUAUAUGGUAUAUUAGAGAACCUUGAAAAGCAAUUGAAUUUUGAAGAAUUGGCAAUUGAAUUUAGUAUAAUCAAUAAUUUUGAACUGUUUUUACAUCUCAUCCAAUAUCGAGGAAACCAAGAAACCCCAAUAAACUUUAAAAGGUGGUUAAUUCUAUUAAAAAAUCGUCAAGAAUGCAUAACAGACCAAACAAAUUUUAUCAAAUGUUUAGAUUUUCUUUUAAAGCAACAAGAAAAGAUUAAACUAGAAGACCUUUUGAUAGAAGCAGAACUACUUGAUUCAAUUGAAGAACGAUAUGAAAAAAUCCUUAUAUAUUUAAUCGAAAACAAGAACCACUUUAACUGGGAUAAAGACUGCCAUUCAACAAUAGACAACUAUCAACAAAUACUAAAUAAAAAAAAUGAACCAGAACCAGAAUUAAAAUCAAAAAUAGAAAAAGAAAAAGAAAGAAUUUUACAUUUUAUCCAAAAUAAGAAUGCCCUCUAUUUGGUUAGUUGCGGUUUUAUUAAAGAGGCAAUAGAAAUUGUUAAUUCAACUGAUUCAACACAGCAUGUAGAUUAUUUUUUUAAUUUUAUUGACAUUAGAACUCUAUUAGAAAUCUAUGACAAUACACAAGAUACAAUAGCAAUUUUGAAUUAUAAAAAAGAUUUAUAUUUAAACAUAGACACCAACUUUAAUAGUAUUGUAGAAUAUUCAAUUAAAACAUGCAGAUUCGAUAUUUACAACUAUUUAAUAACACUAAAAACUCCAUUGAUUCUUCUAACUUUGAAACUUGAGGCGGAUGGUUAUUUGGAAGAAAAUAAUUUAGCAACUAUUCAAUUCUUUUUAGAUCAAUACAUAAACAAUAAAAAAGGAUGUAAUAAGCCAACCGAGAACUUACAGAAACUAAUAACAGCAAUAUACAACAAAAACAAUAAUAUCAAUAGAUCAUAUGAAAUUUCAAACUUUUUAUUAACAACUUAUCCAGACUAUAUAGAAAGAAAAUAA